Messenger RNA from Hyla sarda, 3160 nucleotides. It is a transcript of the gene RAD21L1, whose product is annotated as RAD21 cohesin complex component like 1. NCBI's taxonomy places the organism in Eukaryota, Metazoa, Chordata, Amphibia, Anura, Hylidae. Gene Ontology annotation, biological process: synaptonemal complex assembly; replication-born double-strand break repair via sister chromatid exchange; mitotic sister chromatid cohesion. Gene Ontology annotation, molecular function: protein binding; chromatin binding. The transcript has 14 exons. The coding region runs from base 257 to 1867 and encodes 536 amino acids. Gene Ontology annotation, cellular component: synaptonemal complex; cohesin complex. The record is from RefSeq and is a predicted model, not a curated record.
AUGUAGGGGCGGGCAUGGAGGACUGUGUAGUGUCCCUGCGUGUUAAUUGUGAAUAAUGGCGGGCUGUGUCGUGUCCCCGUGUGUAGAUUGUGACUGACAACACUACGUGCCGCCUGCUUUGCGAGGUUACAUAACGAACACAGCAGUUGCUGAGGAGCGGCAGUGCAAAGAAUGCUGGGAGUUGUAGUCAAAUUCUUCAGACAAAUUGUAACUGAGGUGGCUUCGGCUUUGUAUUGUCAUUGUCUACGCAAUAAGUAUGUUUUACACCUGUCUGCUUCUGGGCAAACGAGGGAUCCUAUCUAAAAUCUGGAUUGCCGCACACUGGGAGAAGAAACUAACCAAGGCGCACAUAUUUGAGUGCAACCUUGAAACAGCCAUCCAAAGCAUCAUGAAGCCAAAAGUUGUGAUAGCCCUUAGGACCUCAGGUCAUUUACUUCUUGGAGUUGUACGUAUAUACCACCGAAAGGCAAAAUAUCUUUUAGCCGAUUGUAAUGAAGCCUUACUCAAUAUGAAGAUUACAUUUCGUCCAGGAGCUCUGGAUCUUACAGAAAAUAACCAAGAAGCCAGUUACAAUGCUAUCACUCUUCCUGAAGAAUUUCCAGACUUUGAUAUGCAGUUGCCUGAUUUAAAUUUAAUUGAUGUGGCUGAUCAUUUUACUCUGAAUCAGAGCCGAGUGGAGGAGAUCACAAUUCGAGAGGAGCUCAUCAGACAUGAUAGCUUUGAUGACCUUGACAUAUUCAGGCAUGGCUCUACAAGUGAUAUCCCCUUUGAAGUUAGUACCAACAGUGUCUUACCAGAGCAGAGUUCUGCCCUUCUACCUGGUGAUUCAAGAGAUCUUUUCGCAGAUGACUUCUUUGGAGAUGAAGGAGCAGCAACAGAUUUUUUUGAUGACAAUCAGCAGUUUAUUGAAUCCUAUGCACUGAACACAAAUAAAGAUCUAAACCAAGAUGUAAUGCUUCCACCAGAAGAUCAGCCACCAGAGGCUUAUGUAGAUGAAACCCAAGAUUCACCUAUGGAAGAUGUUCCAGUUGCGAAUACCACCACCCUGGUCUCUGAUGAAGAAAUUGCCUUUGUCCUAGAGCCUGUUGAUGUUUCAGUGAUUAAAAAGAAAAAACGAACUAAGAAAAAGCGUAAAUUAAUGGUGGACAGUAUAAAGGAGAUCCCAAGCAGGCGCAUGCAGGAGCAGCUGCAGGAUACAUCUGACAUUGUGACCACUUUGGAUUUUGCGCCCCAAACUCAUCACCUUAUGGAGUUGAAGCUGAUGGGAGGAGUGCACUGGCUGCUGUCUCACCCAAGUCAACCCAUAAUCAGUGCUGAGCUGUUACAGCUAUUUACAUCAAUAAACAGAAAUAUGCAGAAAGAACCAGUAAAGCCUACAAAUAAAACACCUCAACAUGAGCAAGAGACUGAAUUACCCCAGCUGGAGGAAGCCAAACUAACAGAGGUCAGCUCUUCCAUAACUGAAGAACCUUUAGAUACAGCGCUAGAUCUGAAUGACUACAAUCAACCAACAAGUGAUAUGGACAGCUCUGUGCAUGAGGAACAUGUUGAUCAUUUGUUGGGUAAUUCUCCAGGAUGUCUGCAUGAAGUAAGUACUAGUGAACCAACUUCGAGUGGCCAGAACAAUGAUGAGCAGCAAUGGAACAAAAGAACACAAAACCUCCUUAAUGGCCUGAGAAAGCUGAACCAGUCUGGUGUGAGCACCUUCAGUUUUCAGAACCUUUGUAAGAACAACAAGCGUAAGCAGGUGUCUACCAAGUUCUACAGUUUCCUGGUGCUUAAGAAACAGUCUGCCAUCAAGAUGACACAGAGCGCUCCAUAUGACAACAUUACUGUUAUCCCAGGACCCAGAUUCCAUACCCUGUAAUCUCAUGGCAGCAUGCCAUUAUUUACUUGAAAAGUUCUGUUUGUCUGGUACUGUAACUUAUUUAAUAUAUAAGUGUGUAAAAAAAGUCAUAUGUGUAACACACCAUCACCUAAAAACCCGCAUUCCCUGCCAUACUAUCAAAGUUAUAUACAUUUGACACUCGCAUAAAGUAGAUCUAUACUUGAUCUAAGUCGAUCUAAGAACGUGGCAAUGGGUCCAUACUCUGCCUCCAUGCACCAUUAAUUUUAUAUAGCACAAUAAUUUUUUUUACACAGAUGCUCCAGUAUACUCCAUUUUACCAACAAAUUGAAUAUUGUGCUUUAUAGAGGCAAUAGCUGCACUUUGCCUAUAGGGCUGUAAUUCAUAUCCAUUUUGCCAUGUGCAUAUGCCCCAACUGAAGUCACUUGGUGUUUUACUAAACCUACUAUUAAAAUCUGUUCCCGAGGUUAUAUCUGGCUAUAGUGGAAGGUGGCAUUUUAUUCACAUGGGCAACAGACGUAAAGAAUGAACAAACCCACUUUCUGCCGUUUUUAAAUCUGUCAUUAGUCUGAAAUGUAUAAAAGGAAACUUUAUAAAAUAUUAGGACACUUGUGUGUUCCAGGGUAUUUAUAAGGUUGGGCUGGCUAUACUGCAACUUUAUGUAGUCCUAAAAGUUUGUAUUUAAACUUGCCACAACUGCAGUCCAAAAUCUAUAUUGAGCUUUAUGCAACUGGGUGAACUGCAGUAGUCACUCAGUAGUUAGAAUGAAUUUUUUGGCGCUCCAAAAAAAAAGCAUAGUGCAGUCCUGUCUUUAGCAGACAUUGGGUUAAUAAGCAGCAUAGGGGAGCAUAACUAUCAGUUAUAGAGCUUGUUUGACUCCUGACAAUAUCAUCAGUUUGAAAGUGACUGCUUUUCAUCCAGCUACAGAGUCUGUAGUACGGACGACACGUUAUUGAGAAUCAUUAUAUCAUAGCGCAAAAUACACAACUGUGUAAUAAAAAGUUCUGGCUGCUUUUCACAUAACAGCUGCAUACUUUAAGACCGUGAUCUUAUAACGUGUGGUUCUCCAGAUGUUGCAAAGCUGCAGACUGUCAGGGCAUUCCGGAAAUUAUAGUUUUGCAACAGUUUGAGAACCACAGGUUGGGAUUCAUUUCUUUAGGGUAUAUUAACCUCAACCAGAAUAUAUUCUACAAGAACAUUCUCUAAAACAAAGUUUAAUGAAUUAUUUAUGCAAUGUUGUCACCCAUUUUAUUUCCCCUUAUUUAUUUUCAUUUAUUCAAUAAAUUAUUUUAUCACUGCACCUGCUGCAAUCAG